Messenger RNA from Cynocephalus volans (Philippine flying lemur), 2391 nucleotides. RefSeq names its product protocadherin beta-17. The record is from RefSeq and is a predicted model, not a curated record. The coding region runs from base 1 to 2391 and encodes 796 amino acids. Gene Ontology annotation, cellular component: plasma membrane. Gene Ontology annotation, molecular function: calcium ion binding. Gene Ontology annotation, biological process: homophilic cell-cell adhesion. NCBI's taxonomy places the organism in Eukaryota, Metazoa, Chordata, Mammalia, Dermoptera, Cynocephalidae. The transcript has a single exon.
AUGGAGACGCCGCUCCCCAAAGCGCCGAAGAAAAGGCAAGUGACCGCCAUUAUUUUCCUAUUACUAUUGUGGGAGGCGGGCAGUGCAACCAUUAAGUAUUCCGUUCUAGAAGAGAGGGACAGUGGUUCUUUUGUGGCCAACCUAGCAAAAGACCUGGGGCUGAGCAUAGGGGAGCUGGCCGCGCGGGGCGUCCAGAUUCUUUCCAAAGGAAACAAACAGCAUUUGCAGAUCGAACGAAAGACUGGGAAUUUGCUCCUAAAAGAAAAAUUGGACCGGGAGGAGUUGUGUGCUGACACGGAUCCAUGUAUACAGCAUUUCCAGGUGUUACUAAAAAACCCAGUGCAGUUUAUUCAAGGUGAACUACAACUCCAAGAUAUAAAUGAUCAUGCCCCAGAAUUCUUAGAAAAUGAAAUCCUCUUGAAAAUCCCAGAAAGUAGCUAUCCAGGGACUCCGUUUCCUUUGAAAAUAGCAGAAGAUUCGGACGUAGGUAGCAAUACAGUUCAGAACUACAUAAUUAGUACCAACUCCCAUUUCCACCUUUUCACCCGCAAUCUCAGCGACGGCAGAAAAUACCCAGAGCUGGUGCUGUACAAAGCGCUGGAUCGUGAGGAGCAGCCAGAGCUUAGGUUAACCCUCCUGGCGCUGGACGGUGGGUCACCUCCCAGGACUGGGACUUCCCAGGUUCUCAUCUUGGUCCUGGAUAUCAAUGACAAUGCCCCUGAAUUUACUCAGCAGGUCUAUGAGGUGCAGGUCCCAGAGAACAGCCCUGUAGGUUCCCUUGUCAUCACUGUCUCCGCUAUAGAUUUAGAUGCUGGGACCCACGGGGAGCUCAGCUACACAUUUUUCCAAUCCUCAAAUCAAGUUUUUCAGGCCUUUGAAAUAAACACAGUCACGGGAGAAAUUAGAUUAAAAAAACUGUUGGAUUUUGAGGAAAUUCAAUCUUACAGCAUGGAAAUUGAGGCCUCAGAUGGUGGAGGUCUUUCAGGAAAAUGCACAGUAGCUAUAAAAGUGACGGAUGUAAACGACAACGCCCCUGAACUGACCGUGUCCUUCCUCGUCAGUGAUAUCCCAGAAAACUCCCCAGAAACGGUGGUCGCUAUUUUCGGAAUUUCAGAUCUAGACUCCGGGGACAAUGGAAAAACGAUGUGUUCCAUCCAAGACAAUCUGCCCUUCCUUCUGAAACCUACUGUAGAAAAUUUCUACACCCUGGUAACAGAAGGAGCGCUGGACAGAGAGGUCAGAGCCGAGUACGACAUCACCAUCACCGUCACCGACUUGGGGACGCCCAGGCUCAAAACCGAGCACAGCAUAACCGUGCAGGUCUCCGACGUCAACGACAACGCCCCUGCCUUCACACAAAGCUCCUACACCCUGUUCGUCCGCGAGAACAACAGCCCCGCCCUGCACAUCGGCAGCGUCAGCGCCACAGACAGAGACUCGGGCACCAACGCCCAGGUCACCUACUCGCUGCUGCCGACCCACGACCCGCACCUGGCCCUCGCCUCCCUGGUGUCCAUCAACGCGGACAGCGGACACCUGUUCGCCCUGCGGUCGCUGGACUACGAGGCCCUGCGGGCGUUCGAGUUCCGCGUGGGUGCGGCAGACAGAGGCUCCCCCGCGCUGAGCAGCGACGCGCUGGUGCGCGUGGUGCUGGUGGACGACAACGACAACGCGCCCUUCGUGCUGUACCCGCUGCAGAACGGCUCUGCGCCCUGCACCGAGCUGCUGCCCAGGCAGGCCGAGGCGGGCUCCCUGGUGACCAAGGUGGUGGCGGUGGACGGCGACUCGGGCCAGAACGCCUGGCUGUCGUACCAGCUGCUCAAGGCCACGGAGCCCGGGCUGUUCGGCGUGUGGGCGCACAACGGCGAGGUGCGCACGGCCCGGCUGCUGAGCGAGCGCGACGCGGCCAGGCACAGACUGCUGGUGCUGGUCAAGGACAAUGGCGAGCCGCCGCUGUCGGCCACCGUCACGCUGCACGUGCUGCUGGUGGACGGCUUCUCCCAGCCCUACCUGCCGCUGCCGGAAGCGGCGCCGGAGCGGGCACAGGCCGACUCGCUCACCGUCUACUUGGUCAUCGCGCUGGCCUCGGUCACCUCGCUCUUCCUGUUCUCGGUGCUCCUGUUGGUGGCGGUGCGGCUGUGCAGGAGGCGCAGGGCGGCCUCGGAGGGCCGCUGCUCGGUGCCUGGGGGCCGCUUUCCGGGCCACCUGGUGGACGUCAGCGGUACCGGGAUCCUGUCUCAGAAUUAUCAGUGUGAAGUUUACCUGGCAGAAAGCUCUGAAAGGAACGAGUUCAAGUUUCUUCAAUCGGUACUCCCCAACUUUUUGGGUGAAGCGAAUGCUGGGGACACCGAAGAAAAUCCCAACUCUAGAAAUCAGUUUGGGUUCAAUUAG